Molecule: messenger RNA, 4243 nt
Organism: Poecilia reticulata (guppy)
Lineage: Eukaryota; Metazoa; Chordata; Actinopteri; Cyprinodontiformes; Poeciliidae
Gene: cgnb
Product: cingulin b
Biological process (GO): microtubule cytoskeleton organization
Cellular component (GO): myosin complex; bicellular tight junction
Molecular function (GO): microtubule binding
Source: RefSeq, a predicted model, not a curated record
CGAGGCGGGAGGACGGUCCGUCGGACGUGCUGGCAACAGGUUCCACUGGUAGUGGGGGUAAUUUUCCCCAAUGUCCUCGGCCCGUGGAAUAACAUCUCCCCAUCUCAGCGCUGCGUGGACUUGCUGUUGAUUUAUACAUGCCGAGGAAUUGGCAGAGGAAGAGCUCGGAAACGGGACCAUCACUGCAGAAAUAGGAAGCGACAAUGGGAACUCCUUCCACUGACCGGAAGGGGCAGCUGGAUUACGGCGUUCAGAUCCGCUUCAUCAAAGACCUCCACGACACGGGCGGAGUCCCGCCCGAAAAAUCCAGAGCAAACGGCAACGCCACGCCUCCUUCCAACAAAUACGGAGUGGCUGUGAGGGUCCAGGGGAUCUCUGGGCAGCCUUAUGUCGUUCUAAAAGAUGGGGAGAAAGGUGACUCUUAUGGAGUCCAGCUGUCUAAUCCCAAUCCCACUUCCGGGCCAACAUCUCCAUACAACAGCAUCCCAAAACGUAGCAAAGUACCGGCAGAUUUCCCCAACUCCUUCAGCCCUGUUGUGAACCCUUCCCGCUCCCCGGUGUCUCCGGCAGAGGAUGAGGUUGGGGAGAUAUUUGGGAGUCCCCUGAGGAGACCUCCAGGGGACGGCCAGGCUGGGACUCAGGGGGAGGAGGAGGGAAGAGCGGGCAGGGAGCGCCGCAUGGAGAGGCCAAAGUCUGAACCCCAACUCAAAGCUUCGCCCAGCGAAACGGAGAAGAAAAUUAACGGGACUGAUAACGAGGAGUAUAACGAAGCAGGACUGAAGCCUGUUAAGCUAAAAUCUGCGGGACCCAAAGGGUUCAACCGAACUGCUGCUGGAUUUACCGGUUCUGUGGGGAGAAAACCCGGCUCGGAUUCAGCCCCAAAGUCAAUCCCAGAGCCUCCACUGGCGACCGAGAGCGAGCCCGCCGAGGCCAUCGACACCAACUCCCUGGCGCCCAUCAACAAACUCAUCAACAAGUUCAACAGCAGCACGCCGGGCGGCACCCUGCAGGCGAGGGGCCGCACCGGAGCCAGGCAGCGGCUCCAGUUCGACGAGCGCAAGAGGUCCAGAAGCCUCGACGCCCGGAAAGAUGCAGAGCCGCAGGCCAUCCCUGCCUCUCCUUCAUCUCCCGCUCUGAACCCUUACGCUGCGCCCAUAUCUGCCGCUUCCAGUCCAGUUACGUCAUCCGCUCCAGCAACCGCUGUCAAGGCGACGACGCCCAACGCCCCCAAGGCGACCUUCAGGCCUCCAGAGAAGUUUGCUGCUAAAGAUAGUCCUCCAACUAUUGCGAAAAAACCUGAGACGCUUUCAAGAAGUCUGAGUCAAAACACAGAGGUUUCUAGAAGAGAGGAGGCCCAAAUCAAACAGUCUGUUUACAACGUCUUCAAAGCCGGCAGCCCCAGUGAGACCGAAGCUCCGUUUAAAAGAAAAUCCAGCCUCGUCUUCGAGACUCCAGACAGAUUGCAGAAGGGAGGAUCCGACGGAAGCAUCAGGAAGGAGAAAUUCGAGGAUCUUCAGAAGCAACUCGAACGUUACAAGAAGGAACUGGAGCAGGCGCAGGAUGAACUUGCUGCAGAGCGAAUGGCCAGAGAGGUGGCAGAGUCCCGUCUGCGCCUUCAGGAAGAUCAGCUGGCUCAUCUUCAGGAAGAGCUGAGGCGGGUUUCGGAGGACCUGCCCCAGUCUGACUCAUUCCAGUCGGACGUGACGGACCUGCAGGCCCAGUUGGCCGAAGCCACCGUGUUGUACCAGCGGCAGGAGGAGGUGCUCCACCAGCGGGAGCGAGAGCUGACGGCGCUGAAGGGGGCGCUGAAGGAGGAGGUGGAGUGCCACGACAAAGAGAUGGAGACGCUGAGGGAGCAGUUCAGCCAGGACAUGAAGAACCUCCGGAAAACCAUGGAGGAGUUCACACAGUCGCAGGAGAAGAUCGAGGAGGAGCGCGAGAAGGUGAACGCCUCCCUGUUGACGCUGGAGGAGGAGCUGGAGAGCAGCAGGGAGCAGGGGGAGCAGUGGAGGACGGAGCUGGAGGCCGCCACGCAGAAACUGCACAGCACCAGAGAGGAACUCAAAAAGUCUCGUUUGGAGAAGGAAAAAGUUGAGGGCUCCCUGAAGGAUCUUCAGAAUGAAAAGCCUGCGUCUGACGAUGCAAACGCUUUAAAAGAGGAGCUCCGGCGUUGCCAUGACGAUCUGAAGCGUACCCGCGCCGAUCUGGAAAGACAAAGGGGCGAGGUGGAGGAGAAAGCCGGGGCACUCGAAGCCCUGAAGAAGGCGAGCGGAGAGAAGGAGGCCGAGCUUCUGUCGGAGAUUAGCAAGCUGAAGGAGCAAUUUCUGAAAGACAAGGCCGAGCUGGAAAAGGCCCUCGAGACGGCGAAGGAGUCAUCUAUUGCAUCAGCAGGGAAGACUGUGGUGGACGGCGGCACCAACCAGGAGCUGCAGCAGGAAAACACUCGCCUCAAAGACAGGCUGGCCCGCAUGCAAUCAAGGCUUCAGUCCAGCGUGCCGCGCAGCUCGGAUGCUGAGGAGGAGCUGGAAGCCCUGGAAGACGAGAACCGCUCCCUGAAGUCUCAGCUGGAGGAGGCCAAGAGAGGUGCCACCCGGCUGAGCAAAGAGCGGGACGACCUCACCCGGCGGCUGGAGGAACGAGACCUGGAGAGGGAGGCGCUGCGACGGGGCAAAAGCGACCUGGAGGAGCAGAAACGGCUGCUGGACCGGUCUCUUGAGAAGAUUAACAAGGAGAUGGAGUUGAUGAUGGGAGAUUCUCGUCAGUCGGUGGCCACCCUGCAGACGCAGCUGGAUGAAUUCAGGGAGCGAUCGAGGAAAGACCUGCUGGAGGCGCAGCGAAACAGCAAAGACCGGCUGGCUGAGCUUCAAAGGGCUCAGAAUAACCUGAAGGCCCAGCAGGAAGAGGUUUCUCGUCUUAAGAAGGAGCUGCUGGCCUGCAGCGAGGAGAGAGACAGCGCUCAGCUGGAGAGAGAUCUCCUGAACAACCGGCUGAAACACUUGGAGAAUGAGCUGGAAUCCGAGAAGAGCUCCCACUCGGACCGAGGCCGGGAGAUCCGGGGCCUGGAGGAUAAAAUCAAGGCGCUGGAGAUCGAGCUGGAUGAGGAGAAGAGCGGCGUGGAGCUGCUGAAUGAUCGCAUAACCAGGAGCAGAGAUCAGGUGGACCAGCUUCGCUCAGAGCUGAUGCAGGAGCGCUCAGAGCGACAUGACCUGGAGAUGGACAAAAGCGCCCUGGAAAGACAGGUAAAGGAGCUCAAGUCCCGCCUGGCUGACAUGGAGGGUCAGAGCCGACCCACAGCUGGAAUCACGCUGCUAGAGAAUAAGAUCCAGGAGCUGGAGGAGAGACUCCGCAGUGAAGAACGGGAGAAGACGAGCAUCCAGGCGUCCCAGAGACGAGCAGAGAGAAAACUGAAGGAGCUGAACGCCACAUUGGACCAGGAGAGAAGCCAGCAUAUCGAGCAGAGGGAUCAGCUGACCCUCCGUGUUAAGGCCCUGAAGCGUCAGAUGGACGAGAGCGAGGGAGAGGUGGAGCGCUUGGAGGGAGUCCGCCGUAAAGUCCUCAGAGAACUGGAGGAGCAGCAGGAGCUCCAGGAGGCUCUCCAGGCCAAAGUCGCAGCGCUGGAGAACGACCUGAAGCGAAAGUCGCAGCAGACUCAUCGCACGGCUCUGACAUCAUCCGCGUUGAGCUCCGACGAGGAGGACGGCCUUCCAUCUUGAGACGACCAAAAAUAAAAAAAUUUAAGAGAAGGACGAGAGAUUAAAGAAAUCUCACCUGUGAAAAACCUGACUUUUAUUAUUUUAUCACUCUCCUGCGAUUAUAAUUACUUCAGAAAUGUCGUCUUUUAUCUGUGUUGGUUUCUAAAGAUUAACAGCAUGUUUUUAAAAAGUUUGACUGUCCUGUAUGUUUGUUAUAAUUGCAGUGAGAGCACAUUACUGCAACAUAUUUGGGUCAGUUUUACUUCUCAACCAAAAAGAGACCUGUAUGUUUUACGUAUGAACAUUUUCUUGCAUGAUAACUUAUAUCCUUCAGUUGCAGCUUCCUGCAUGUCUUUGUGUUUAAAAUGAACUUUUUUUCUUUCUUUUUUUUACGGUUUUGACUGUGACAGUUUGGGGCCGAUAUCCUGAGCCUGUAUUUUUACACUGUGUUGCCUGUUCCUAAAGACAAUCAGUAGCAAAUAAACGUCUGCAUGUAUCAGAUUUUAUAACUUUCAACCACAAAAUGAAAUAUUUAAAAACUUAACCACACA